Amblyraja radiata (thorny skate) is the source of this 1864-nucleotide messenger RNA. RefSeq names its product pleckstrin homology domain-containing family A member 2. NCBI's taxonomy places the organism in Eukaryota, Metazoa, Chordata, Chondrichthyes, Rajiformes, Rajidae. The record is from RefSeq and is a predicted model, not a curated record. The coding region runs from base 348 to 1631 and encodes 427 amino acids. The transcript is spliced from 12 exons.
CAUUUGCAUUUACAGACACUCCUUCUAUCCCAGCUGAACACAAACUGCGAGAGCACUGGCUGGCAGUUGCAGUUGCAAUUCAGUGCCUUCACUUUGCGUGGACAAGGGAGGAGGGGAGUGUAAGUCACCAGCUCCCGUUUGCUGCAGAUAUCUGGGCUGCCGGUGGAAUUAUAACCCCAGGGAAGGUGGGGAGGCGAGAGAGAGACAAGAGGAAAACAAAAAGAACAAUCGUCUGCAGAGCGAAGUUUUUUAUUUGGAAGUUGAUUGGCAACUACUUGCCCGGGGUUCCGCCUGCGAUGAGACUCACUGUUCGCUCCUCUUGGGUGUGAUGAUCAGUGGGAACGGAGAUGCCUUAUGUGGAUCGGUACAGUCGUGUCUGUGGGUUCCUGGACAUCGAGGAGGUCGAGGGCAGCGGGAAGUUCCUGCGGCGAUACUUCAUCUUGGACACGUCGGACAACGCGCUCCUGUGGUACAUGGACAACCCCCAGAACUUGCCACCUGGAACUCAGUACGUCGGCAGCCUACAGCUACCAUACAUCUCCAAGAUCAGUGAAGCUACAGCAAAACAGAAACCAAAAGUUGAAUUUUGCUUUGUCAUAAAUGCAGGCUUGCGUCGGUACUUCCUCCUGGCUAAUGACAAGAAGGAUCUCCUUGACUGGGUCGAAGCCUUGAACAAGUCCUGCAAGAUUACAGUGCCAAAAGGCAAAUCAAGUGACCCGCAGCCCAGCGCUGAGAUCACCAGCACUCCAGCGGAGGCCCAGACAGGACGCAAACAGAUCCCGUACAAGACCGAAAUCAUCGGCGGGGUCGUGGUGCAGACGCCCAUCGCUCAGGUGAACGGAGGAGAAGGUCAGGAGGGCACCGAGCCGCCCACGCACAGCGUCCUGAAACGUUCCGUUAGCGGCAUUCCCGUGUCGGGGAACAAGCCGGCGUGGGGGCCACAGGUGUACAAGAGCGGCUACUGCGUGAAGCAGGGCAUUGUGAGAAAAAGUUGGAAGAGGAGAUACUUCAUACUCGACGAGAACUCGUUCAGUUACUUCAAAUGUGAAACGGAAAAAGAACCUUUACGAGCCAUCCCACUAAAGGACAUUCAGAGAGCUCAGGACUGUAGCUGCAGCCAAGCCCUGAUGAGGGAUAAUUUAUUUGAAAUGGUGACAGCGACUAGAACAUUCUACGUUCAGGCCGACAGUCCUGCGGAGAUGGACAGCUGGAUAAAGGCAGUCAACCAGGCGAUUAAGCUACAGAAGGUUCCAAGCAAUGCCACAGUGGUCCCGGCUCCAGGACCCUUCACCGGCAGGACCGUCCCGGCGAUGGCGGCCGACCCAGCCGCCCCCCCGGCCCCGGCUUCUGCCGACGAGAAGCGGCCCCUGGCCAAGUCGUCCUCCGCGGUGCCCUCGUGGCAGCCCUGGACCCCGGUGCCAACCACCACCACCACCAAGCCGCCCGGCACCAGCACACCGGAGGGGGAAGCCGGAGGGCACCUCGACCACCCGCAGUCCCCCACCACGCCGCCGGCCCGCGUGAACGGGCAAGACCAGCGCCGCAGGCAUCGCUCCCAGCCCGCGCCGCACAAAGAACACCACUUCGAUUACAAGCUGGACGAUGACGGGAUUCGAACCACCGACGUCUAGCCAAUAUCCUCCUGCGGUUCGCCAUCCUUAGCUUUCACCGCCCAGGCAUGGGGUGCCUCUUGUACAUAGCUUAGCCCGGCUGGCAUCGCUGUGCCCGCUGGUGUUUGGAUGAACUGUGACAGUGCGUUGGAGAGAACAGCUGAGAGAAGGCUGGACAACGAGCCUCUGUAUUGGACUUCAUAUUCUCACAGCGGCUUGAGUUAUUGCACAGACCUGUUUACUUGUGUUUACCA